Messenger RNA from Mesitornis unicolor (brown roatelo), 762 nucleotides. RefSeq names its product R3H domain containing-like (gene R3HDML). NCBI's taxonomy places the organism in Eukaryota, Metazoa, Chordata, Aves, Mesitornithiformes, Mesitornithidae. The transcript has 5 exons. The record is from RefSeq and is a predicted model, not a curated record. The coding region runs from base 1 to 762 and encodes 253 amino acids.
AUGACUGUGCUCAACUUGCACCUGUACCUCACCGCCUUGGGCUUCUGGAUGACACAUCAGGGCAGCUCCUUCCUGCUGCCCAAUGCCACCGAGGUCCUGUCUCCCUCCGGGGACAGAGCUGUGGGCCUGCUGUGGGGCGUGGGGGUUCCCCGGGGCCGUCGGAAGCGAUACCUCUCCCACGGUGACAUGAGCAUGAUUUUGGACUAUCACAACCAAGUGCGGGCAGAGGUGUCUCCCCCCGCUGCCAACAUGGAGUAUAUGGUGUGGGAUGAGCGGCUGGCCAGGGCAGCGGAGGCCUGGGCUGCGCACUGCCUGUGGGACCACGGGCCCCCCCAGCUGAUGAAAUACAUGGGGCAGAACCUCUCCAUCCACUCAGGCAGGUAUCGCUCCAUUGUGGACAUGGUGAAGUCAUGGCACCAGGAGAAGCAGCACUACUCCUUCCCCCAUCCCCAUGAGUGCAACCCUCGCUGCCCCUCCAAAUGCAGCAGCUCUGUCUGCAGCCACUACACGCAGAUGGUGUGGGCAUCCUCCAGCCGCCUGGGCUGCGCCCUCAGUGCCUGCACCAACGUGCGGGUUUGGGGCAGCACAUGGCGACAUGCUGUCCUCCUCGUCUGCAACUACGCCAUCAAGGGCAACUGGCUGGGAGAAGCACCGUACAAGGCGGGGCAGCCGUGCUCAGCCUGCCCCCCUGCCUACGGCGGAGGCUGCUCCAACAACAUGUGCUUCACCGGACUCAAAUCCAACCAAGUCAGCUGGUUCUAG